UUCGCGCACCCCCUGACGUAACCAGCCCGCGCCAGCAGGAGUAGGGGCGAAGCACGUUUUAUCCACAGCUGCCACGCACCAUGGCCAGCCCAGUCCAGCAGCACCCCCAGUCUGGCGGCGGGAAGCGCAAGGGCAAGGCUCAGUACUUGCAGGCCAAGCGUGUUCGGCGUUGCGAGGGCGGCGGUGGGCCCCGGCAGUUGGAACCUGGGCUGAAGGGCAUUCUCAUCACCUGCAACAUGAACGAACGCAAGUGCGUAGAGGAAGCCUAUAUCCUGCUCAACGAAUAUGGGGACGACUUAUAUGGCCCGGAAAAGUUUAUAGACAAGGAUCAGCAGCCUUCUGGAAGUGAAUGCGGAGAUGAUGAUUUGGAAGCUGCCUUGAAGAAAGAAGUUGGUGACAUUAAGGCAUCUACGGAGAUGAGGCUAAGAAGAUUCCAGUCAAUGGAGAGUGGAGCGAAUAAUGUAGUCUUCAUCAGGACACUUGGGAUAGAACCUGAGAAAUUGGUGCAUCAUAUUCUCCAGGAUAUGUACAAAACCAAGAAGAAGAAGACUCGGGCUAUUCUGCGAAUGUUACCGAUCUCAGGCACAUGCAAGGCUUUCUUAGAAGAUAUGAAAAAAUAUGCAGAAACUUUUUUGGAACCCUGGUUUAAAGCUCCGAAUAAAGGGACAUUUCAGAUUGUAUACAAAGCUCGAAAUAACAGUCAUGUGAAUAGAGAAGAAGUUAUCAAAGAAUUGGCAGGAAUAGUUGGAAGUCUCAAUUCGGAAAACAAAGUGGAUCUUACCAAUCCACAGUACACAGUGGUAGUAGAAAUCAUUAAAGCUGUCUGUUGUCUGAGUGUUGUGAAAGAUUACGUGUUGUUUAGAAAGUAUAAUCUCCAAGAGGUGGUGAAGAGUGCUAAGGACCCGCCACAACUUAACUCCAAGCAGACUGCACAAGCAGGAAAUGGAAAAGAAGCUAAAUUGGAAACUAGUGACAGAUCAAAUCAAAAUGACCCAGCAGAAGAAAAAAAUAACCAGAAGGUGGUACCAAAGAGUAGUGAGGAACUGGGGCAGACAAAACCAAUAUCUGAGGUAUCAAUGGCAAAUGAGGGAGGAGCUAAACCUGAACUUGCAAGUCAAAUCACAGAAGCAUCUGAGUCAAGUGAAAAUGACCUCUCAUAGGAAAAAAAAAAUUGUUUGGUGUUGGAGGUGAGUUUUUCAACUGGGAUUCUGUGAACUGUUGGGUGAGGUUCCAUAUAAAAUUGUUGCUGAAAAUUUUGGUUUUGAACUUCUAGUGCUACAUAAUGCUGUGCUCACAGUGCUGAACAGUGACUGAACAGCCCUACUGACAGUUUUCUUAGGUUGUUUCAGCCCUGUCUGGCAGUGUACACUCAACCCAUGUGCAUUUGGGUGAGCCAGUGGAAGCUGGAUAAUUGGGGAACACUCUUAUACGUAGGGGAGUGUGGUAGGAGGAUGACAUUGGCCUCUUCCUCAUGAUAACCUUCUCUACCCUCCCUUGCACUGCCAACUCACUAAUGGGAGUAAACCAGCUCUGUAAAAUAUAUAAACUUUGAGGAAAUUUUCAUUCUAAUGAAGGAAUUUUUGUGUAUCUCAACUCAGUUGUCUCCUGCCACUUUAUUGUAAGCUUUGCAAAAACAUGGGUCAUGCAGGCUAGAAGUGAAUUGUUUUGUGACAUUUUAAUACUUUUUGUGGUUUCUUGUUUAGCUGUUAUACUCUUUGUUAUAUUUUAUUAACAUUUGUUGCAAACAAAUCUGGUGGUCCUGUGCUACAGUUUUUGAAGGCAAGUCUGACAUAGAAGAGGACGAUGGUAGGCAUAGAAUAGACAUUCCUGAUAUGGUUAGUGAUGAAGAAUUACAGUCUUCUGAGUUACUUGAAGACAUUGGUACAACAAGGGACAGAGAGAGAUUCUUACUUUACAAUGAAAUCUACUUCUCAAUGGUUAUAUGGACUUAUAAUCCAGGCUGUCCUGUUCCAUUGUAUAUUGUCUGUGGAAUGCAACUUGUAAACCUAGCAUUUGGUCCAGUGGUUGUAACUAUAACUCAUAGCCAUUUGGUAAGUAAAGAUGUUGAUUAUUUUAAAUGCUUUUUGGAAUUUCAAAACAGUAAAGCUUUUGUUAAAAAAAUUACAAUUAAUUUAGAAAGCGAAAUAUUUAGUAGCAGAACUUACUCCACAAAAUAAAAUUUCUCAUAGUUCGUAAGUAUCUAACAAUACCAACAUUGAAUGCUAGGACAAGAAGUUAAAAAUUUGAAAAUACUUUACUCUAAUUUAAGAAAUUGAUAUAUGUCAUAUGAUGCUAAAAAGUUGUGUUUUUUUUGUCAUUAACUGCAAAGAAGCAGCUUCUCUAUCUGGGUUGAGAGUCAACAGAUUUCAUGAAUAUUUAAUUUAUUUUUUAACUUUUCAAUAACAGUUGAUAUUCAAUAUUAUAUUAGUUUUAGGCAUACGGUAUAGUGGUUAGACAUAUAUAUAAUUUAUGAAUAUUUGAAAUGGUGUAGCAUUUGCAAGAUUUGUCAAUGAUGAUGACAUUCAAGAAAAUUUUUCAGCUACUAGGAACCUCCAAAACAAAGACAAAUAUACAUUUAAUGGGUCUUUAUAUCUGAAAACUAAAGGUCUGUCAUCUGUACUCUUAGUGACCCAUCAGUGGUUGGCCUCAUGACCAGUUUUGCCUCAUUUUAAAAGGAAAUCCUAAUGUUGAUGUUUUAGUACACUGCUUUCUUCACAGAGAGGUGCUGGUAUAAAAAAUGGAUGAAAUGAAAGUGUUAGAUGAUGCUACAGAGAUGGUUAUCUCUGUUACAGAUCCAUUUAUUCAAGAAUUUUUUAAAAAAUCCAAAAAAUAAAACCUGAACAAACAGCACAUAAUCUCUUUUACAUACAGACCCCAGUAGCUUAUUAGAUGGGGAUACUUGAGUUGAAAGGUGAAUUACCAGAGUACUUACAAGAAAAUACUGGGCCAGAUUUUGCUGAAUGCUAUGAAGAUGAAGAAUGGCUAUAGAUACUAGUCUACUUAGCAGACAUUUCUCAUUACAUGAAUAAAUGAACAAGUUCCUGAGAAAAUGUUUUUUUCUUAGAAGUGACAAGAUUCUUAGAUUAAAAAGAAAUGAAGUUUGUAACAAUCACCUUACCAAAAGAACUCUUGAAAUGUUUCCACAGCCACUUGUUCCUGAGAAUGAAGAAAGUAACAAGUCUCAAGCCAUUAAAACUCUCCUUGAAGAAGUGCAACACCAAGUUAAAUAGCAUUUCCUUUCUUUUCCUAACACUUGUGUAUGACUGGGUGGGGUUGUAGGGGAGCCCAGUCACCUGGGUGAUUUGAUGUUUUGCCAAAAUACUCUGUAUGAGACGUGGUGCAGGAGUGGUCACAUUGUCAUGAUGAAGCUGCCAGUCACCAGCUACCCAUAGCUAUGGCUUUCUGAUUUAUCCGAAUACUUUCUAUGGAGGAAUGUUCAAGCUUAAUGCAAAAUUUGAUGCAGAUUCGUUGCUCUGUUUGCUCAGUCAUUUUGAAUGUCACAGCCACACAGAACACAUGCUCACUCAAUGGUGUCUACCGCCUUCCUGACUAGUACAGUGAAAUCAUCAUUGUUUAGCAUGUGCAUUCCAGUUCACUGUCCUUAGCUGCUAGGUUACAAUGGUGUCAUGCAAACUAUUCUCAUAAUAAUGGCUAGACUUUUUCUGGACAGACCUUGUACUUAGAAUGUUAACUCUUAAUAGGUUGAAGUCAUCUUGAAAGGAUGAUAAGAGCAUUCUAAGUAUCAUUUUGGGGAACACAGAAGAGGAUUUUGAUGCCUUACACACUUGCUCCAAGUUAAAGAUUACUUUUAUUUAAGUAGCACAAAACUCUUGGUCUCUGGAAGUAAAAUGGGUUUAAUGCACACAGAACAUAACAGCUCUGCACAACUGGAUUCCUUUUACUGUGAGAAAGCUGCCACUUUGGCGUAGUAGUUUGUUUUAAUCCCUUUUUGUAUUCAUUUGUAUUCUGUGAGACCUGAGUGUGAUGAGCAGUGCUUCCUCAGCUAUCAAGUGCUAUAUUUUGUUGGAAUCAAAUUAUUCGGUGAAAGAUUUGUUUUCAAGUUUACCAACUGUUUAUUUUCACUGACAUUUGAGCAUGUUUUCUUAUAAAUGGUGAGUUUCCUGGUUAGAAUUGAAUGCUUUUGUUUUUCUUUU
Molecule: messenger RNA, 4154 nt
Organism: Phyllostomus discolor (pale spear-nosed bat)
Lineage: Eukaryota; Metazoa; Chordata; Mammalia; Chiroptera; Phyllostomidae
Gene: THUMPD1
Product: THUMP domain containing 1
Exons: 4
Coding region: 81-1160 (359 amino acids)
Biological process (GO): tRNA modification
Molecular function (GO): RNA binding
Source: RefSeq, a predicted model, not a curated record